UUCAACCCCAGUAAAUGAAAAUUCGGUCCCUUGUACAACUAUUUCAGUCGGACCCGGGUCUAUGGAUUACAUUCCAAAUACCUAAAAUAAGUCCACCCGACAGGAAAAUGGACGAUGAUGCUUAGCCUAUUUUAGCGGCCACGUAUGGCCUCCUUCACCUGCCCACGCCUGCAACAAAGUCGGCUCCAACUUUUAUCCUUUGCUCACUGCAACUACUCUUCUGCUUUAAUCACUUUCUUGAAUGUUUCAACAACGAAGCACGCAUUCGACCGAAGAUUUUCACCAUUUCUUCAAGUUAAUGCGCAUGUUGCCCCCUUGGAAGCAAGGUUGCCCAAGAACACCCACCACAAUGUCUCAAGAAACAACCAUAAAGCUAUUGGGCAGAAUGGUUCUGGGGUUUCCGCUGAUAGUCUGAGGGACAGAAGAAUUGGUGAAAGUUUUCAAAAAAGUAGUCAUUUUGAUGCAGCUGUAGCGGAUAAUGUUGAGAAAAGAGUUAUACUGAAGGACAGACAUGCAAAGACUAGAUUAAACCCCAAAAGCAGAACAGUUACUAGUCCUCAGUUUUCUUCGACGAGGUCUAAGGAUGGAAAUACAGGAAAAUAUGUCAAGAAAGCACAGGGAAAUGGACAGGGCACUAGCAAGAAGGAAAGAAAGCCAGAGAAUGAGGACCAAGUUAAUCAGCUGGAAGUUGAAAGGGUAGGAAAGGGUUCUAAGAAAAGUAAGGCUGAUACACCUGGAACUGUGCUGAGGGCAGGGCUCGAUAUGUGCUCUAAAAGGGGGGAUGUUAUUGGUGCAAUUAGGCUAUAUGAUUUAGCAAGGAAAGAAGGGAUGAAUUUGGGGCAGUACCAUUAUGCUGUACUUCUCUAUCUUUGUUCUUCUGCUGCCACAGGUGUUGUGCAGCCAGCAAAAAGCGGUAGCGGUAAUAGAAGCUUGAAUCCUCUGGGGUUGUCCAAGGAGAUAAACUCUGAAAAUAAAGAGGGGCUGGAUUUCAAUGGUUUUCCGGCUAAGGUAAACAAUCCUGUAAGUUUUUCAAAUGACUCAAAGUUACCCUAUCCUCAAAGUUUAGAUGAGAUGGUUCAGUUCAUGAAGUCUGACACUGAGCAUGCGAACAAAGAUGUGAUGGGAGAAGAAGGUUCUGGAAUUCAAGUUACUCUGGAUGUCAAGAGAUACGCACUUAAAAGGGGAUUUGAAAUAUAUAAUAACAUGCUUUUUGAUAAGGUUCCAAUGAAUGAAGCGACAUUUACAUCUGUGGCUAGAAUUGCAAUGUCAUUAGGAGAUGGAGACUUGGCCUUUGAUGUUGUAAAGCAAAUGAAAGAAUUAGGAAUUAACCCUCGAUUGCGAUCUUAUGGUCCUGCACUGUCAGUUUUCUGCAACAAUGGAGAUGUUGAGAAAGCGUUUAUGGUUGAAGAACAUAUGUUGCAGAAUGGUGUCUGUCCAGAGGAGCCAGAACUACAAGCACUUUUGAGAGUAAGUGUAGAAACUGGAAAGAGUGAGAGAGUCUAUUAUCUGUUGCAUAAGCUAAGAACAAGCGUUAGGCAGGUCUCGUCUUCUACUGCAGAUUUGAUCGAGAAGUGGUUCAGGAGCAAGGUAGCUUCAAGAGUGGGGAAGAGGAAAUUGGGUCAAAGACUCAUAAAGAAAGCAAUGGAAAAUGGAGGUGGCGGUUGGCAUGGGCUGGGCUGGUUGGGUAAAGGGCGCUGGACUGUUUCGCGUACAUCUGUGGGAUCUGAUGGCUUAUGCAGAUGUUGUGGAGAAAAAUUAGUCACCAUUGACCUUGAUCCUGCAGAAACUGAACAUUUUGCCAGAUCAGUGACUUCGCUUGCCAUACAAAGAGAUAAAAAUUCAAAUUUUGAAAAAUUUCAAAAAUGGCUCGAUUAUUACGGACCGUUUGAAGCAGUCGUAGAUGGAGCAAAUAUUGGCCUUUACACUCAAAGAAAAUUUAAACCAUCCAAGGUUAAUGCAGUUGUUAAUGGACUUCGUCAAAUGCUUCCAUCUAAGAAAUGGCCACUCAUUGUCUUGCAUAACAGGCGUCUAACUGGAGAUAAGAUGAAUGAACCUGCCAAUCGAGCACUGAUUGAGAAGUGGAAAAAUGCAGAUGCACUCUAUGCAACUCCUACUGGAUCAAAUGAUGAUUGGUACUGGUUAUAUGCAGCCAUCAAGUUUAAAUGCUUAAUUGUUACGAAUGACGAGAUGAGAGAUCACUUAUUUCAACUUCUGGGAAAUGAUUUUUUCCCUAAAUGGAAAGAAAGACAUCAGGUACACUUCAGCUUUUCCGAAACUGGUCCAGUAUUUCACAUGCCGCCGCCAUGUUCUGUUGUAAUUCAGGAGUCAGAGAAAGGCCACUGGCAUAUUCCAGUUGUUUCAGAAAUUGAAACUCAUGGUGAGGGAACAUGGUUAUGUGUUACAAGAUCUCACCCGCUGAAAAGAGGCCUAGAUUCUUCUAAUGUUGAUAAAGACUCCGAGCUUUGACUGAAAUGUAUUCAUUCUGCUUCUGAGAACCAGAGUUGCACCUUCCUCAUGGCAAGGGAAACCAAAGAAGCGUGGGCAGUCAAAAGAGAAGGCAGAUUAAGCUGGAGCCGACGGGAUAUAGCAGUCAUGAUGGCAGUAAACAGGCACCUCAAAAAACAUACCAGAAUCUUAAAAAUAUUCUGUCGUCAUCUUUGUUAGCAGAUUAUCGCUCAAUCACUCCACAACUAGAGGCUGCAGAGAAUUGUGGUGGCUGCAUAAUUGAUUUUCAAAUUUGAGUUCAGUAACUCAAAAGGUACUAUGAAGGGCCCGGGUGGAAAACUGAAAAUUUGGCAUCAUGGUGGUAGAUCAUACGUCUAUGUAAGAGCAUAAAUGAUGAAUUUUUUGUAAUCCUGUUAAAAACAUGCAUAGAGAGGCAGAUAAUCCUUUUGUUAUGUAGAUGUUAAGGUGGACAUUAUGUUGACUGGGAGGGAAGAAGUUAGUUGCAGCGCUGCUGAUUUCAGUAUGUGCUUUGUAACUUAUCUCCAUGCAAAGUCUUCCUGACAGUUGGAAGUUAGUGUGUGAGAGUUGUAUUUUUUCUGCGGGAUUUAACUGUUGAAGUUUAUAUGACAUAAAACUGCUGCUACUUCUUGCUAC
This is a messenger RNA of Coffea arabica (coffee), 3099 nucleotides long. Its product is annotated as proteinaceous RNase P 1, chloroplastic/mitochondrial-like. Gene Ontology annotation, molecular function: ribonuclease P activity; protein binding. The record is from RefSeq and is a predicted model, not a curated record. NCBI's taxonomy places the organism in Eukaryota, Viridiplantae, Streptophyta, Magnoliopsida, Gentianales, Rubiaceae. Gene Ontology annotation, biological process: tRNA 5'-leader removal.